Molecule: messenger RNA, 342 nt
Organism: Trichoderma virens Gv29-8
Lineage: Eukaryota; Fungi; Ascomycota; Sordariomycetes; Hypocreales; Hypocreaceae
Exons: 2
Coding region: 1-342 (113 amino acids)
Source: RefSeq, a predicted model, not a curated record
AUGCAAUGCAACGUAGUUCCCUGCAGAAAGGUGGCUAUCGCUCAUCAAACAUGCGGCGAGCGGACCCAGGCUCCCGACAACAUCUCAGAUGUAAUGUGCGACAGAUGCUACGAGAAAACACAACCAGAAAUACCUGCACCAUCUUUGAAGGACAAAGCAAAGUAUUACGCCAAAAAAUUCAGCCCCGGUGGCGGCUCUUCAUCUCAGCGUUCAUAUAUGCUUGAGCCGAUGCCCCUACUCGACGAUCACAAAGUAAAAGAGCUAUCUGAGAUUGGAAAUAAUACAUAUCGAAGCUUAUGGGGCCCUGCUCACGAUCAAUAUGUAAAUCAUGUACUAACUUGA